Messenger RNA from Amaranthus tricolor (Joseph's coat), 1927 nucleotides. RefSeq names its product guanosine nucleotide diphosphate dissociation inhibitor 1. The transcript has 13 exons. Gene Ontology annotation, biological process: small GTPase-mediated signal transduction; vesicle-mediated transport; protein transport. Gene Ontology annotation, cellular component: cytoplasm. The record is from RefSeq and is a predicted model, not a curated record. NCBI's taxonomy places the organism in Eukaryota, Viridiplantae, Streptophyta, Magnoliopsida, Caryophyllales, Amaranthaceae. Gene Ontology annotation, molecular function: Rab GDP-dissociation inhibitor activity. The coding region runs from base 311 to 1645 and encodes 444 amino acids.
ACAUGUCCGACGCUCAUACAUGUGUCUCCCAUCGACACAAGGCAUAUACAAUAGCAUCCAACAUGACUUGUGUUUGAGAAAAUUGAGAUCAAGAAAAUUAGAUCCAAAAACAAGUUGAUUUACUUUCUCAAUCAUGAAACAAAGCAUCUUCCCUUCACUAAUCACGACUCCUUUUUCCAUUCAUAUAAAUUGACUUCAGCCCUAACUUUUCGUGUCUCUCCCCUCUCUAUCAUUUCUCGGUCUUGUUCAACUCUCAACCGAUCUGAGUCUUCCCCGAUUUGAUCUGCGUUUACUUCACUGCUAAUUCGCCAUGGAUGAAGAAUAUGAUGUCAUAGUUCUUGGAACUGGUCUUAAGGAAUGCAUUCUCAGUGGUCUACUCUCUGUUGAUGGCCUCAAGGUCUUACACAUGGAUAGAAAUGACUACUAUGGUGGAGAAUCAACUUCACUUAAUCUCAUUCAGCUCUGGAAGAAGUUUAGAGGGAAUGACAAGCCACCUGCUGAUUUAGGUCCCAGCAGAGAUUAUAAUGUGGAUAUGAUGCCAAAGUUCAUCAUGGCUAAUGGUGCUCUAGUCCGAGUUCUCAUCCACACCGAUGUCACAAAAUAUCUCUCGUUUAAAGCAGUUGAUGGUAGUUAUGUUUUUAACAAAGGAAAGGUUCACAAAGUGCCUGCUACUGACAUGGAGGCGUUGAAAUCUCCUUUGAUGGGAUUGUUUGAGAAGCGUCGUGCUCGGAAUUUUUUUAUAUAUGUGCAAGAUUAUGUUGAGAAUGAUCCAAAGACACAUGGGGGUCUGGACUUGAGUAGAAUAACGACAAAAGAACUUAUAGCAAAAUAUGGCCUUAGCGAUGACACCAUAGACUUCAUUGGUCAUUCAUUAGCCCUUCAUAGAGAUGAUCGCUAUCUGUAUGAACCUGCAUUAGAUACUGUGAAGAGAAUGAAGCUGUAUGCCGAAUCUCUGGCACGCUUUCAAGGAGGAUCACCAUAUAUCUAUCCCUUGUAUGGGUUGGGAGAACUACCUCAGGCAUUUGCACGGUUAAGUGCUGUUUAUGGUGGAACAUACAUGUUGAAUAAGCCUGAAUGCAAGGUUGAAUUUGAUGAAGAGGGAAAAGUUGUAGGUGUAACAUCUGAGGGAGAAACUGCCAAGUGUAAAAAAGUUGUUUGCGAUCCCUCUUAUCUUCCUAACAAGGUGAGGAAGGUGGGAAAGGUUGCAAGGGCCAUUGCCAUUAUGAGCCACCCUAUCCCUAACACGAAUGAUUCCCACUCGGUGCAGAUUAUUCUGCCUCAGAAGCAACUAGGACGCAGAUCUGACAUGUAUGUCUUCUGCUGUUCCUACACUCAUAACGUAGCACCAAGGGGGAAAUUCAUUGCUUUUGUAUCAACAGAGGCCGAGACAGAUAAUCUUCAAACUGAAUUAAAGCCUGGAAUCGACCUUCUUGGCCCAGUUGAUGAGUUGUUUUUUGAUAUCUAUGAUAGAUAUGAACCUGUUAAUGAACCUUCAUUGGACAACUGUUUCAUCUCAACGAGUUAUGAUGGUACAACACACUUCGAGUCAACUGUCACAGAUGUGCUCAACAUGUAUACAAUGAUAACUGGAAAGGUGUUGGAUCUUAAUGUGGAUCUUGCUGCUGCCAGUGCAGCCGAGGAGUGAUACCCGUUAAAUUGUGUGAACUGAUGUUGUUGCUCGUCCCAUCCUGAACAUUCUAGUCUAUCUUCUGUGAUCUGCUUCCAUGAAACUUGUAAUAAGCUUUCUGAUGUUUGUUUUCCAAGUGAAAGUAGGACUGAUUCUUUUAUACUUCUGCUGGGCUGUUGGAUGACUAGAAGUAUCAGCUGUUAUUAUAUUUUUUAUUUCUUUGUUCUUGUGAAAUUGCGCUUUCCGUAAUAUUCCAAUUUAUUUCUAACGGGAUUUGUUUUCCAUGGUUGAACUGAACUA